AUGGCUGCCGCCAAGGUCGCACCUGCCGUUGUCAACAUUUCUAAUGUUUCUACGGUUCAAGGUAAGCCUCCAGUAAUCUAUUUCUCAGAAGUUACAUGUUCAUUUCACCAUCCAAUAAAAUAUCUUUUGAAUGUUCCUGCACAUUUUCAGGUUAUUUUGGAUUAAUGGUUGGAAAGAGUGUUGGAUGUGGCACAAUAAUUGAUCCCGAUGGUACAAUUUUGACUUGUGCUCAUGUCGUUGUCGACCCCCAAGGCCCAAGAACAGUUUUCAAGAGAAAGGUGGGUGCUCCCUAAAAAUUGAUGGUCGCAGUGAGCCCAUUUUUCGCCCAUAUUCACACUUUCUCCAUUGAAAACGAUGGAUAGGAUGAGUCCAUUAUUAUUCUGUGUUUCCUUUAAACUUGAUGGGUCCAGGUGACCCCUUCAAAAUUGUCCUUUCCCUUAGACUGGUUGAUGACAUUUCGGGCUUUCAUAUCCAGUUUCACAUGUUUUCAGCCCUUCAAACCCCAUAAAACUUUUUCAUGCGGUGAGCCCUAGCUCAUAUGUGAACAUCUAAUUCCGAAUUUUUCUAUAUGUUAACUCACUAUCUGUAAAGGAGAACUUGCCAGUUCGGAAGUAGUGUUAAAUUACUUUAUAUCUUAGAUAAUACAGUUCUGUCGAGCGAAGUAUAUUUAAAUUCAAUAGUACUUUAAGCCUUUUGACUACUACAAAGACGUGAAACAGUGAAGGAAAUAUUUUCGAUGACGAAAAAUUAAAAAGAGGAAGAUGGCUAACCGGAAGGAAUUAACAGAUGGAUUGCUUUAUAGAUAGUUGACUAGAGAAUUGACGGCGAUGCAGAAAGAUAUUGUGAGGAAGAAAAUAAUAAAUUCUAUUAGGUCACACAGUCGACCAAUUAAGGUUGGCAAUCAUUGGCUGCACAUUUCAUCGUAAGCAUAACUAAGUUGAGGCAGGAUCAAGGGCACGAAUGGCAUUUUAUCCAGCAUUUUUCUUCAUACGGUUAGAAUCAGCAAACAGGAUGAACAUGCCAUUUUGGCUCUUAUCUGAUCAACAUUAGCAUAUGCAUUUCUAACCAAGACUGGCUUCAGGCCAGUGAUUCCCUGAUAAAAGCUGUGUUUAGUCGUGCUUAAGUAAAAUCUUUAUCCUUUUAUAUCCAUACUAACAAGCCCCAACUGAUGUCUUAGCUCCUGGCCACUAGUUUUUAUUUUGCUAUCAACCAGCUAAUAGAAAAACAUAAAGGAAAAGAAUCAUUUACAUUUAACAGUCACCACGUUACUUCUAAAUGCAACCUUUGACCUCGCCAAAUUUGCAUGAAGCUUUGAUACGUCUCCUGGUUUCGCCGUGUAGCAUUUAAUAUGGAGUUUCUUUAGUAUCUUUUCUUUUACAAAUUUCAAAUUUCAAAUAUAUGAAUUUGCUAGUUUGCUAUAUUUUUUUCUAAAUAUCCACAAAUAACUUUUCAGAUGCUUGAAUGGUUUUUCUAUUAUUAUUAUCCUAUUUUUUAAAACCAUUUUAUUUGCAUUUCUUUACUUUAGGGGCACACAUGAGGGAUUUAUUGUUCACGUAUCCAUUUUUAUAUUCAUAACCCUAACAAAGAGUAAUAGGUUGACGUGACCUUGCAAGAUGGACGAGUAUUUGAGGGAACUGUGCUCAAUGCUGACUUUCAAUCCGACAUUGCUGUUGUUAAAAUCAAAUCUAAGACUGCAUUACCAACAGCAAACUUUGGAUCAUCUUCUAAACUUCAACCAGGAGAUUGGGUGAUUGCUUUGGGUUGUCCUCUAUUUCUCCAGAACACCAUUACAGCUGGAAUUGUCAGGUAAUUGUACGGCUGUAUAAGGUCAGUAUCUUUUUUCUUGUGCUUUUUACUUGUGGAUGGGAAAGUAUCAUCCAUCUACAUCAGAAGUUUUAUCGAAUCAGGAUCCUAGCCUAAGCCGAACUAAGUAUCUCUUGCUUCUUUUAUGAUAAUGUUAUACAUAAGUUUUUUUGGACUGAAGAUCCCAAGAAACUGAAAGUGCGCCACCCAUUAUGAAGCAGUUUUGAGGUGGGAGCAUACUUGGCCUUGUGAAUAAAAGUAAAAAUACAGAGAUAGAUACUAGAAAUGAAAUUGAAAUAAAGCUACUUACUGCAAAGGACCUACCCUACAGAAGAUUGGACACAUGUCAUCUGACAGCUGUCUCUUCACCUGUUUAGUGCAUCUAUUUAGUGGAUCCAUCAAGUAUGGUUUCAAAAUGAUGUUGCAAAAACCUUUGUAAUGACAGUUCUGAGUUAUAUACGGUUUUGUUAUCGAAAGUACGCCUGGCUCGUUACAUUAUUUAGUGACGAGUGCAUUUUGUGUUAUUUUACGUUUGGAUAUUUCGAGAAAUGGACAUUACUUGAGAAUUUUGUUCUCUGGGGAUCAUAAAUUUUAUUUUUCUCUUAUAUCAGUUGUGUUGAUCGGAAAAGUAGUGACCUGGGUCUUGGUGGAGCACGAAGGGAAUAUCUGCAGACUGACUGUUCAAUCAACGAGGCAAGAUGGUUUUUUUACUAUAGUACUACUUAACAGUAAUCCAUGCGGUGACUACAUUUUAGUUUGCCCUUUGAUUUUAGAGUUCUUAUGAUUGUGCUUUCUUUUCUUCCCCUCAUGUUAGUGAGAAAGUAACGCCAAUCAAAGGGUAAAUGAAAUCACUGUGUCACGUGAUUUCUUGUAUGUUCUUCCUCUCUUUCCGUUUACAUGGAAUGAAGAGGGAAAGACAUCUAUAAAGGGCAUUUUGUGUGAUUUCAAGUUUCUCCUGUCAAAGAAAUAUUGGGUUAGGAGCAAAUUACCUUGUUGAAGACCUUCAUUUCAACUUCAUGAAGCUUCUAUAUUUAAUUCCCUUCAUGUAAAUUUCUUUUGUUUCUGAAAAUGGAUUGAUAUGUACAGGGUAACUCUGGUGGUCCACUUGUAAACCUGGAUGGUGAGGUUGUGGGUAUUAACAUCAUGAAGGUUGCAGAUGCUGCUGGUUUGAGUUUUGCGGUACCAAUUGACUCAGUUAUUAAGAUCGUAGAACAAUUCAGACAGAAUGGGUAUGUUCUCUAUUGAAAUAUAUUAUCCCCGAGGAUUGUGAUUCCAAGGUCCCUUGUGGAUGAGUCUGAUACCAAUCUGUUGUAUUUUUUUUCAGCCUGGCAGAUUGUGCCAUUAAAUUAAUUGUUUGAAUGAGGUGGACCAUGGCUAUUAGCACUUGUUAUGCUAAAUAGGAUUUAUAGUAGACCAUUUGUUAGGAUGUUGGGAUGAAAGGUGGCACAAACUUGAGAUCUUUCCCUGCUUGCUGAACUAAUUUGACCCUAUGUCUUGAUUAUUUGUCAUUCCACUCUACUUAUGAAAUGGAACGACAGCAGAAAAAUGGAAGAAACUGGCUGUAGAUCCUCAGUUACGAGAAAGUACCAUGUCAAAGUUGGUCCUUUGGUCUCCUCACUCGGAAUUUUGAUUCUAGAACUGUGCGCUGACCCAAACUAGCCACCUCCAUUAAACUGGCAUGGUUUAAUUUCAUAAAGAGAAAUAAAUAGCUGCAUUUCGUGGUAGCGUUCUGUUGGUAAACAGAGUCGAAUGGUAGAGAGAGGAUUUGUUUGUAGGGUACCAGAGGAACCUUGUAGGAAGCCAGGCAAAGCUCGGGAUUCCUCCUCGAAGCGCCUUGCCUCAAGGGGCUGUUGAGGGUAGGGCUCUUUGUGUAGCGUAGAGAUUUGCACUUUCAGGCUUCUGCAAAGCCUUACCUCGGACCAUUACCCAGCAGGCCACACUCGACCAGAUUUUGGAUCUGAGCUUUUCACUCUCCAGCCUGAAACAUGGCUGAGUGGCCUUGCAGAGCUUCUUGGCUAACCUGGAUGGUGGGCACCAUUAUCAGCUGGAUUCUCAGGAUACCGACUUCUCUUCUUGGUAGUUGUGCUGUCUUUCAGAACUUAUUUCUCCGAGUUCACACGUUUGGAAAUGUCUUUGUUGUUACAUCUCUUUUCCGUCAAAUACGUCUUUCUGAGCAUUCCCCCUAGCAUCCUCAAUCCCUGUGACUGUAAGGUCCCCCCCCCCUCCACUGAUGCACGUCCUCUUCCUCUCAAUUGGCCCGGAACAGCUAUCUCUAGGCUUCCUUUGGACACUUGAUUGAGUUGUACCUUUGGCAGGAGAGUCGUCCGGCCUUGGCUUGGUCUGAAAAUGCUUGACCUCAAUAACAUGGUCAUUGAACAGCUCAAAGAAAGGGAUGUUUCUUUCCCUGACGUGACAAAAGGCGUACUAGUACCUGUGGUAAGCUUCCUCACUGCCUCUAAGAUUCUGACAGUGGCUUUGUAUCCCAAGAAAUGAAUUUCACUCCGUGGUUAUUAUGGGAUCACAUCUCCCUACAAAGCAAAGUGUUACUCUAAGUUUCUAAAGGAAUUUGGGGUAUUUUCUCUGGCUGUAUUAUGAUCCUUGAUAUGCAAGAAUCGUUGUAUCUGACAGUAUCCUAUGUCUGACAUUUAUAAUUUUCUAAACCCUAAACCAGGUUACUCCAGGAUCUCCCGGUGAGCAUGCUGGAUUUCGUCCAGGUGAUGUCGUCAUUGAAUUUGACGGCAAGCCCGUUGGAAGCAUCAAAGAGGUAAUCAAGCCAGUUUCUGAUAAUUUUUCAUGUGACAUCGUUUAAACAAAAGAAUGCGUCUUUCUUGUGCCUUCAUCCCUAUGUUUUUUUUCUCCCUAUUAUUGGAAUUCCUUGCCCCCUCCCCACGAUACGCAUCAAUAAUGUGCCAUCUGCAUACGACAUGCGCUGGAAUUUGCAUAAUUCUAGUCUUUAUGAUAACAUUAAUAUAUUCCGGCGAUUUAUCGUCUGCUGUAACAGAUCAUCGAUCUAAUGGAGAAUAAGGUUGGGGUGCCCAUCAAGGUUCUUGUUAAGAGGGCAAGAAACCAGGCUAAAAUCUUGACUGUAGUGCCCGAAGAGGCGAAGCCCAGCUUUUAA
Molecule: messenger RNA, 4921 nt
Organism: Spirodela intermedia
Lineage: Eukaryota; Viridiplantae; Streptophyta; Magnoliopsida; Alismatales; Araceae
Source: the annotation of a GenBank genome assembly